AUGGUGAACAAGGUCUGCGAGGAUUUCGAAUUGGCCAACUUAACGGCGGACCAAUUCAAAAGCCUCAUUUUCAUCUGCGGUCUGCAAUCAACGAAAGAUGCAGACAUACGAACGAGGCUACUGUCCAAAUUGGAAGCAACUGGUCCGGAAGACGAAUGCAGUCUCGAAAUUCUGGUCAAGGAUGCUCAACGACUGCAAAAUUUGAAGCUCGACACGGCGAUGGUUGAACAACAUCAACAGGUGACUUCUGUCUGCACAGUCAAGCAGAAGAAGUUUCCAGUCAAACCAUCCGGUUCACAUUCAAAACCCAUCAAGACUUCAACCAACCCAAAGACUCCAUGCUGGCAGUGCGGCGGAAUGCAUUUUGUCCGCGACUGCAGCUAUUCAAGCCACGUCUGCAGGGAUUGCAAGCAAACCGGACACAAGGAAGGUUAUUGUGAUUGCUACAAACCGAAGCCGCAAUCAAAAGCCAAGGUUUUCAAGAAGCGAUCCGUGAAAGGUGUUUUUGCUGAAAACAACAUCAACUGCGUGUCAAGCCGGAAGUUUCUCACUGUUCUCAUCGAUGGUUCUGCAGCAACGCUUCAGUUCGACACAGCAGCAGACAUCACCAUCAUUUCGAAACAUCAAUGGAGCAAGAAACUCGGAUCACCAGCACUUUCAGCAACAACACGCACCGCCACGACAGCUUCAGGUAAGCCCCUUCAUCUUUUGGGUGAGGCCAAAGCUGAAGUGACACUAGGAGACAUCCAGAAAACAGCGAUCUAUUACGUCACCGACAAUCGUCUGGACCUUUUCGGUCUGGAAUGGAUUGACCUAUUUGAGCUUUGGGACAAACCAUUAUCAGCGAUAUGCAAUCAAGUCCAACUCGAAUCUUCAAACUACAUCCAGCGAUACAAAGCUAAGUUUCCUGAGGUUUUCAAAUCCACCCUGGGUCACUGUACGAAGACGAAGGUUCGAUUGUACCUCAAGCCCAACGCUCAACCUGUUUUCAAGCCGAAACGUCCAGUGCCAUUCACCUCCGUUGAGAAAAUCGAUUUGGAACUGGAACGCUUGCAAAAACUCAACAUCAUCACGCCUGUGGAAUUUUCCCAGUGGGCGGCUCCAAUUGUGGCUGUCAAGAAACCAGGAGGACGAAUCCGAAUUUGUGCCGACUACUCAACCGGUUUAAACGCUGCAUUGGAACCGAACAACUAUCCACUUCCGGUUCCCGAUGAUAUCUUCAGCAAGCUCAACGGAUGCAGAUUCUUCAGUAUCAUCGAUCUCAGCGACGCAUAUUUGCAAGUUGAGGUUGACGACGAAUCGAAGCAACUUUUGACCAUCAACACGCAUCGUGGAUUGUUCCGUUUCAACCGGCUCGCACCUGGGGUCAAGUCAGCUCCGGGAGCCUUUCAGCAGCUGAUGAACACCAUGAUAGCCGGUCUGAAAGGUGUCGAUUCUUUCCUGGACGAUAUUCUGGUCUACAGCCGAACCGAAGAGGAACAUCGGAGCAUUCUGGAUGGAUUGUUUAUGCGAUUGCAGGACUACGGUUUCCACCUGAGGGAGGAAAAAUGCAAUCUCAUGCAGCGGCAAAUUCGAUACCUUGGGCACAUUGUCAACGCCUCAGGUCUACGUCCCGAUCCAGCCAAAGUCGAAGCUAUUGUCAAGAUGCCAGCACCAACCGAUGUGAGUACCCUUCGUUCUUUUCUUGGUGCAGUGAACUUUUAUGCGAAGUUUGUGCGCGAAAUGCACACGCUACGCCGACCGCUUGAUGCUCUGCUGAAACAAGAUGUCAAAUUUGAGUGGAAUCAAGAUUGCCAGAGGUCUUUCCGACGGUUCAAAGAGGUUCUACAGUCCGACUUGAUGCUCACUCACUACGAUCCUAACCUUGAAAUCAUCGUAGCAGCAGACGCAUCCCAAACUGGAAUCGGAGCUUGCAUCCUUCACAAAUUCCCAAACGGUGCAUUCAAAGCUGUUGCUCAUGCGUCUCGAUCCCUCACUCAAGCCGAGAGACAGUAUGGGCAAAUCGAAAAAGAAGGACUCGCUCUGGUAUUCGCUGUGACCAAAUUUCAUCGAAUGCUUCUUGGUCGCAGGUUCCUGUUGCAAACGGAUCACCAACCCCUUCUCCGAAUAUUUGGUUCCAAGAAGGGCAUACCAGUUCACACGGCGAACAGACUGCAGCGGUGGGCUCUAGCACUGCUAUGCUACGACUUCGAGAUCCAGUACGUGUCCACAUCUCAGUUUGGCUACGCAGAUGUCCUUUCUCGCCUAAUCGACAAACACUCAAAACCAGACGAAGAGUUUGUCAUUGCAUCGGUUCAGCUGGAAGAAGAUGUGGAGAUCCCGCUUCAAGAAGCCAUCAGUUCGGUUCCCAUCACAUUCAAAAUGGUAACCAACGCAACACUCAAGUGCCCCGUUCUUCAGCAAGUCAGUCAAUUCAUCGAAAACGGUUGGCCAUCAAACAUCUCCGAAAUUGUUAACCCAGCAGUGAAGCCAUUUUUCCCCCAUCGUGAUGCUCUCGCAAUCAUCAAGAACUGCAUCAUGAUGUCGAAUCGGUUAGUCAUCCCAGAAUUCUACCAUCAACGGAUUCUGAAACAACUUCAUCGAGGUCAUCCGGGAAUGGAACGGAUGAAAGCCCUAGCCCGAAGUCACGUUUACUGGCCGAAAAUCGACGACGACAUCUCAACGUUUGUGAGGAAAUGUGAAAUGUGUGCUGUUCAUGCCAAAUCCCCACCGAAAACUCCUCCUCAACCGUGGCCAGCAACACAUUCUCCUUGGGAACGCAUCCACAUCGAUUUUGCCGGUCCAUUCAAAGGUCUCAACUUCCUGGUUGUGGUGGAUGCCCAUUCAAGAUGGCCCGAGAUCUGCACAAUCAAAUCAGCAACAUCAUCGGCAGUCAUCGAGUUCCUGGAUGAAUUGUUCGCUCGUUUUGGGAUUCCAUCAACAAUUGUUUCUGACAACGGCACCCAAUUCAUUUCGAAACAAUUCGAAAAUUUCUGCGGGAGGAACGGUAUUCAACAUUUGCGAAUUUCGCCUUAUCAUCCACAAUCAAACGGUCAGGCUGAAAGGUUCGUGGAUUCCCUCAAGAGGUCUUUGCUGAAAAUCAACGACUGGCAAAACAUCAACGAAUCCCUUCAAACGUUCCUGCAAGUAUACCGAUCACCCAGACAACCAUUUGAUCAGGGAUCACGACCACACAAACUAACAACUGGUGCUGCGGUGUAUGCCAAACUAUACCGCAACAAUUCGUCUUGGAAGUGGGUUCCUGGAAAGAUUCUUGAAGUGAUUGGCAAAGUUAACUUCAACAUCCUAUUGAAAGAGCAUCAUGGCAGGCGGAAGCUGAUACGUUCACACGUCGACCAGGUCAAGCUUCGGUAUCCGGGUGAUGUAAGUACUUCGGAGAGGCAGCCUACACCAUUGAACAUAUUGGUCGAUAUGUUUGGACUUCAAGCCCGGCCAAGCCAACCAUCUCCAACAUCAAAUGUUCCAGAACCUGAAGAAGAUGAUCCACAACCACCAGCCGGAGAAUCAACUUUGGUCGAUGUCGAUGUUAGCAUGGAAGACCAAAACGAUUCUUUUGUUUCCCUCGAAGAUGAACCAACACCUAGACGUCCCCGAAGGAACAUCAGACUGCCUGAGAGAUUAAACUCUUACCUGGUGUCCUGGAAAUAA
Uranotaenia lowii is the source of this 3648-nucleotide messenger RNA. RefSeq lists its product as uncharacterized. The transcript is spliced from 2 exons. Gene Ontology annotation, molecular function: nucleic acid binding. Lineage: Eukaryota; Metazoa; Arthropoda; Insecta; Diptera; Culicidae. Gene Ontology annotation, biological process: DNA integration. The coding region runs from base 1 to 3648 and encodes 1215 amino acids. The record is from RefSeq and is a predicted model, not a curated record.